Messenger RNA from Glycine soja, 339 nucleotides. RefSeq lists its product as uncharacterized. The coding region runs from base 1 to 339 and encodes 112 amino acids. The transcript has a single exon. The record is from RefSeq and is a predicted model, not a curated record. NCBI's taxonomy places the organism in Eukaryota, Viridiplantae, Streptophyta, Magnoliopsida, Fabales, Fabaceae.
AUGAUAGCCCUAGACGGUCUGGUGAAUGUGAACUCCCUCUUCACGAUCGUCGUCUUUGAGGGCCUUUCCCUCACCACCCCGGGCCAGCACAGCCUCGAGAACAACUCCUUCUGUGACGUCGGCGUUGAUGUAGCCAAAAAGAUCCUCAUCUUUGAAGUGUUUAGCUUUUUCUUCUUCUCAUCACUGGUGGCACUAGGGCUGAAGUUGGCACUAAAUCUGCUCAACAACAAGGAUGCUAACGAGGCCUUCCAGACCUACAUCAACCUCAAGGCCCUAAGGCUCGACAUGUUGGGCUCUGCCAUUGCCUCCAUCAUGGGAUCGUUGUUUUCACAGCAUUAA